This is a messenger RNA of Cladophialophora psammophila CBS 110553, 1575 nucleotides long. RefSeq names its product 3-hydroxyphenylacetate 6-hydroxylase. Gene Ontology annotation, molecular function: monooxygenase activity; oxidoreductase activity, acting on paired donors, with incorporation or reduction of molecular oxygen; heme binding. The transcript has 3 exons. Lineage: Eukaryota; Fungi; Ascomycota; Eurotiomycetes; Chaetothyriales; Herpotrichiellaceae. The record is from RefSeq and is a predicted model, not a curated record. The coding region runs from base 1 to 1575 and encodes 524 amino acids.
AUGGCUUAUUCCGUCUCCCCCUUCAACACCAUCAAUGAAUGGGUCUUCGGACACGCCGUUCACUCCGUUGCGGUUUUAAUGCUCGUUGUCCCAUUGUUUUAUAUUGUCAUCAACGAAUUCAUCCGCUAUUCCGCCAGACUGCCUGGUAUAUCUGGACCGGUCGGCUUUCCGUUGGUUGGGAACCUCUGGUCCAUCCGGAAAAACGCUGCAGAGCAGUACAGAAUCUGGUCUCUGAAAUAUGGAGAUGUGUAUCAAGUGUCACUUGGAAAUGUGCCAAUAAUCAUUGUCAACUCUGCGGAGGCAGCAAGAGGUCUUUUUGGGCAGCAUACUUCGGCCCUAAGUUCGAGACCAGAGUUUUACACGUUUCAUAAAGUACUCACUGGUACGGCCACCACGGUUGGUACUACUCCGUAUAGCGAGAGCUUGAAAAGACGCCGCAAAGUCACAGCGUCAGCGCUUAAUCGCCCAUCUGCGCAGAAAUAUGCCUCUCAUCUCGACCUCGAAACCCAGGACUUCUGCAGGGAUUUACUUGCCGAGGGCGAGUGGGGAAAGAAGGCUUUUGAUUGUUAUCCAUGUGCUCAGCGGCUCAGCUUAAGUCUUGCAUUGACGACUAACUGGGGCAUUCGGUUGGACUCUCGUGAUGAUAGGCUUUUCAAUGAGGUGAUUGAAGUGGAAGACCAGGUGAGCCGCUUCAGAAGUGUGACUGGUAACUUACAAGAUUAUAUUCCACUCUUGAGGUUAAACCCAUUCAACCAAAAGACGAUCAAAGCCAAGGCUACACGCCGUCGACAAGAUGCUUACCUUGACCAACUGAAUCAAAGCCUUCUUGAUCGGAUGGAAAAGGGCGCCCAGAGUCCCUGCAUUCAGGAAGCGAUCAUUAAUGAUCCAGAAAUCCAACUGAGUGAAGAGGAAGUUACCAGCAUAAAUCUAACCAUGAUAUCCGGAGGUCUCGAUACGGUCACCACAGCCCUGGCCUGGCUUAUAGCCGUGUUGUCCAAACGCCCGGACAUCCAAGAAACUGCCUACCGAGCAAUUCGAGAGGUGUAUCCAGCAGAGAGUCCCUUCUGUGAUGCGAAUGACGACCAGAAGAUUCCGUACAUCGUGGCUCUUGUAAAAGAAGGGCUGAGGAUGUAUACGGUACUCAGACUGAAUUUGCCACGAACUUCCAUCAAAGAAGUAAGCUAUAAUGGCAUGUCCUUUCCCAAGGGAACUACAUUCUUUUUGAACGCCCACGCCUGCAAUAUGGACCCAAAGUUGUGGCACGAUCCUGAACUCUUCCGACCAAGCCGCUGGCUAGAACAACCAGACGCCCCUUUGUUCACAUAUGGCAUCGGCUACCGUAUGUGUGCCGGCUUUUUACUAGCGAAUCGGGAGCUAUAUCUUAUUAUUAUGCGGCUUAUCAGCUGUUUCAAGAUCACACUCGAGGGGGACGUGGACAUUGAUCCAGUUCGAGGCACGGCUGAUCCAACCAAGCUGGUCGCACAGCCUCAUAGGUUUCAAGUAGCCUUCGUUCCAAGGGAUGAGAAGCUACUCCAGAAGGCGUUGGAAGAGUUUACACCAAUUCAAUCAAAAUGA